Hypanus sabinus (Atlantic stingray) is the source of this 2400-nucleotide messenger RNA. It is a transcript of the gene prxl2c, whose product is annotated as peroxiredoxin like 2C. The transcript has 6 exons. NCBI's taxonomy places the organism in Eukaryota, Metazoa, Chordata, Chondrichthyes, Myliobatiformes, Dasyatidae. The record is from RefSeq and is a predicted model, not a curated record. Bases 6 to 692 code for a protein of 228 amino acids.
CAACUAUGUCGGCCAGCCUGGAAAACACACUGGAAGCUCCCCAAAUUGUGCAGAUCAAAAGAAGCUCCCAGAAUCAACCCUACCCACCCCCAGUCAUCGACAUCAAGGCUGCCGAAGACUGUUCCGUUGUUGACCGUUAUGGAAGGAAAAUAUCAUUCCCAAGUUUGUAUAAGAAGAGGAAAGCUAUCUUGAUUUUUGUCAGGCAUUUUCUGUGUUAUACCUGCAAAGAGUAUGUGGAGGACUUAGCAAAAAUUCCACAGAAAUAUCUGGAGGAUGCUGGUGUCAGACUAAUAGUCAUUGGACAAUCCAUCCAUGACCACAUACAGGGUUUUUGUGCACUAGCUGGAUACACUCAUGAAAUUUACACUGAUCCAACCAGAAAUGUUUAUAAAAGUUUACAAAUGAAACAGGGAGAAACAUUCCAUCAAGCAGUCAGGAGUCCCCACAUUAAAUCAAGUACAUUGACUGGAAUCUUUAAGAGUAUGUGGAACGCAAUGAAGAGCCCAGUAUUUGAUUUUCAGGGUGAUCCAGGACAGCAAGGUGGAGCUUUGAUCAUAGGACCAGGAGGUAAGCUUCACUUUGGACAUCUUGAUUUAAACAGGUUCGAUCAUGCGCCCAUCAACUUAUUGCUGCAGCUGGCAGGAGUUAAAACUGUGGAUUUUUCCAAUAAGCCUGAGGUCAUUGACAUCUGAAACAAUAUUAAUACAAAGGGAAAAAUGAACACAAUUCUAUUCAACACAUGCUUAUAGCUUUUCAAAUAACUUUAGCUCCCAUAUUUUUAUUAGAAGAAAUUAAGUCCAUCAACAAUAUUAAUCAUAUUCUAAGAGAAACACAUUGAUUAAAUAUCUCAACUUAUUAAACAUUAUCUGUGUAGACUUUGGAUAUUUAUGUUUUUCUCGCAUAAAGUAUAAAUCCAUGAUUGAGGAUUAGAAUCAUAGAGUCGUACAUCUGGAAGCAGGAUCUUCAGCCUAAUGGUCCGUGCCAGUGAUCAAGUAUCCCUAUUGUACCAAUCCUACUUUAUAGCACCUACUUUCCCGUUAAUUUUGUUUGGAUUCUAAAACUCACGUACACACUAGUGGUGAUGUACAGUAGUCAAUUGACUCACCAGCGUGCACAGAAUCCUGGUGUCUGGAGUUGUGCAGGCAGCAUGUCUACCAUUUGCUGCCAUUCUGCUCCUCUUGUACCCAAGACAUGUACGGCCACUGAAGGCCAGAGAGGGGAAUAGAAGAUGAGGGAAGGCAGCGGGGAAUUUUUUAUUUUGCUAGAAGGGGAAAUCGAUAUUCAUGCCAUCUGGUUGGAGGCUGCCCCGAUGGAAUAUCAAGUGUUGCUCCUCCACCCUGAGGGUGGCCUCACCUUGGCACAAGAGGAGGCCCAUGGACCAACGUGUCGGAAUGGGAAUUAACACGUUUGGGCCAGCAGGAAGACCAAAGUAGAGGAGGCCGCAUCCGGAGCACCGGACAUAAUAGACGGCCCCAGCAGUUUUGUAGGUGAGUUUUUGUAGUUUUGUAGGCAGCUUUUGUAGCUGCCUUGGGGAACCACUUUGUCGAGGUCCACCACUCCAUCUACCAAAGGCAGAGCUUCCCAGCGGCCAAACGUUUUAAUUUCAAUUCCUAUUCCCCUUCCAAACCAGUUUGAACAACAUAUAAAUGUGGGCUGAAGGGCCUGUGAUGUGCUGUAGAUUUUUAAAUUACUGCCUAAAUUAUUGCCAAGUGAUACUAAUUCGCACCUUCAUCCCCCCCCCCACACCCCCAAUUUUUUUCCAGUGGUUCCCAUCAUCACCUUACUUACGUUUCAGAUUCCAACAUUGAUGGCCUUUGUGUUCUUGCUUAUCACCAUCCAACCAUCAUCUCCGCCUUCAUUUCACCCAGAUCCAUCUGCCUCUAUCUAUUAUCCACCUGCCUCUGUUUCCUAACUCCACUCUUCCUCUCCCCUAUCUGGCUCAAUCUUCACCCAUCCCUUCAGUCCAGCAAUCAUCUCCGGCCCUUCUCUCAUGACUGCCCAUCUCCCCUUUCCAUUCCCAAACCAGGGUUUUGGUCCAAAACAUUGACAAUUCUUUCCCCACAGAUGCUGUUUAACCUGCUAAGUUCCUUCAGUGGAUUAGUUGUUGCACUGGAUUUAGGUUAGUUUGUUGAUUGCAUACCCUUCUAUAUUUUUCCAUCCUCCAAAAGUCUUGUGGUCUAAUUGUGAGUAAAGAAUCACUUUGUUAGAGAUUUCAACAUACAUAGGUCAAGAAACACACUAUGUGACAACGGUCCGAUAUCCCAGUGCGUUAUGAGUCCCAUUAGCUUGUCAUUUAUUAUGCCUGCACAUUCGAGUUUCACAGAAAAAAAACGUAAAUUUCAGAAAUGUGGUAAACAUCUUGUUUGUAAUGUUUCCAAUAUAUGAAAGUCAGAGAAUUAA